AGCCAUGUAAGGGAGAGGUGCUGCGGGUGCAGAACAAGCACUUCCACCUAAAGUGCUUCACCUGUAAAGUGUGUGGCUGUGACCUCGCCCAGGGUGGCUUCUUUAUGAAGAAUGGAGAGUAUCUGUGCACGCUGGACUACCAAUGCAUGCACGGCACCCGCUGCAAUGGCUGUGGGGACUUUGUGGAGGGGGAAGUGGUCACCGCACUGGGCAAGACCUACCACCCUGCCUGCUUCGUCUGCACCAUCUGCAAGCGACCGUUCCCUGCCGGGGACAGAGUGACCUUCAACGGGAAGGACUGCCUGUGUCAGUACUGUGCGGAGCCCAUGUCACCAGGACCAAAGGAUAUCCCGGGCUCAAGCAAUUGUGCAGGAUGUGGUCGAGACAUUAAGAAUGGACAGGCUCUUCUAGCAUUGGACAAACAGUGGCAUCUGGGCUGCUUUAAGUGUAAGGCCUGCAGCAAAGUACUGACUGGAGAGUACAUCAGCAAGGACGGCGCCCCCUACUGUGAAAAGGACUACCAGAUCCAUUUUGGAGUUCAGUGUGAGGCGUGUCAUCAGUUCAUCACAGGGAAGGUCCUUGAGGCAGGAGACAAGCACUACCACCCAAGCUGUGCGAGAUGCAGCAGGUGCAAUCAGAUGUUCACAGAAGGAGAAGAGAUGUAUCUGCAAGGGUCAACAGUGUGGCAUCCCGGCUGCAAGAACACCACCAGAACAGAGGAGAGACACAGGGAAAGGCUAUUGCCUCCGUCCCUCUUAUUCCUCCAAAAAACAGAAAGGCAGUCUACGAGGUCGUCUUCCGAGAGUAUUUGUUCCAGACAUGGUUCAAGCAUACCUGGCUCACCGGGUCACACGAUCUAUGCAAAAGUAGACAAUGAGAUCCUUGAUUACCGAGACCUAGCUGCCAUUCCAAAAGUCAAAGCCAUUUAUGACAUUGAGCGUCCUGAUCUUAUUACCUAUGAACCUUUGUACACCACUUCCCUGGAUGAUAGAGAGGAGAGAGGAGAGAGUGUGGGCGAGCUCCACACUGCCAGGAGGGAGUGUUCCCCCUUGCCCGAUGACAAAUGCUCAAGAAACAUGUCGCCAACCCCAUCUUGUGAGGGCUCUUACGACAGGAGGGAACGCAUCCUCCAAAGGUCAACGAGUCAGGGCUCUCUCGGAUCACCAGUUUAUAAUCGCCACGGUUACACCCCCACCUUGUCAAGGUCACCACAGCAUUUUCACAGACCCGAGGCUCUGACAGGCAUGCAGAAGCUCUGCUCCUCCUUGUGCAGUAACAGUGUGGGCUCCAGAAAUAGCGACUCCCGCCCCACCUCCCCUUUCAGACACCACUUCCUCCCCCAUAGUCAAGGCACUGAUCUGCCAAGUGGCCGGAGCUCCCCCCUCCCGCUCAGGCCCGACAGCCGGCCGGUCACCCCGCCUCUAUCUCAGACCCCUAAACAUUUCCACCUCCCAGAUCAGGGGAGCAACAUCUACAGAAAACCGCCCAUCUACAAACAACACGAUACAGAUGCCGUAGCACGUCAAAGCAAGUCUGCUGAUGACGUCAUCAGAUCCGCCACCUUCCCUGCUGCCCAUGCUCCCUCUCCGGAUGACAGCUCACGGAGUGAGGGCAACCGUUGGCCCUGCUCUCUCGCUGUAUUAGGUACAAUUCAGUCUGGUUUGGGAAAGCUCAUCCUGAAGGAGGAGAUGGAGAAGGAGCAUAUCAGGGAGCGUCACACACGUAGCCUCUCUGCCCAGCGAUACGACCCAAAGCAGACCAAUUGUGACGCAGAUCCGAUUUCUCCGACCAAGACUAACUCUCUGCCUGGCUACGGGAGAAAUGGGCUGCAUCGGCCCCAGUCAACAGACUUCACCCAGUAUAACAGCUAUGGCGACAUGUGUGGAGGAGGCAGAGAGUUUCAGCACUUAAAGGAUGGCCGUGCAGCACUUGCAAGGAUGGACAGGGGAGUAUCUAUGCCUAAUAUGUUGGAACCAAAAGUGUAUCCCUAUGAAAUGCUCAUGAUAACCAAUAGAGGGAGAGCUAAACUGCCCAGGGAUGUGGACAGAACCAGACUGGAGCGCCACUUAGCACCUGAAAUGUUCUUUGACAUCUUUGGAAUGGAGAUCCAGGAGUUUGACAGGCUUCCCCUGUGGAAACGCAACAACAUGAAAAAGAAGGCCAAGCUUUUCUAGCAAUCAGAGCAGCAUGCACAUACUGUACAUAGAUAGCACACACUGUAAUCUAGAUGUAGGUUUUUUGCGUUAUUUGUUUUUGUCCUGUUAAAAAAAAAAAUAUCCUGGCAUAAUCACAGGAGCUAUGAGAAUGGACUAUUUUUUGUGGGCUCUAAUGCUUCCUGAGACUGUCAGCUGAAUGAUUUGUCCAGAAAGACUUGCACAGAAAACAAGGAAUGGGCAUCUCUUCCAUGUUAAAAAAUGACAAAGAAUGAGAAUGAAUGAUAAAUAGGGUCUUAUUUCUUUUGACGGAGCUUGUUUUACUUCUUGCUUUGCUUUGAGGGGAACUGCUUUCCUUUCUUUCUUGCUUGUUUGUUCCUACUAUUUGUUGCUGUUGAUUCCAGUGGAACUUUGUAAGUACAGUAGAACCUCAUGGCGCCAUUACGAAAUGUCCAUACUCGUAGCUUGAACAUGUUUCGGCUUUCUUUCGCUUGGGCUGAAAUGGUUUUAGUCCAAAGUUUGCAAGAAUCGGCUCAGUGAGUCUUUCAAUCAUUUUUUUCCUUAUUUUUUUAAGCUGCAGCAGACUCACUAACUGUUUAACUGGAUUUACAUUGAAACGAAUAAUCCGAGCACCUACACAUCGCCAGUCUCCUUCCCUUGGCUACUGUACACGCUAAACAUUCAUCUGACCCUCACAAAAAGAAAAUGUCUCUCUUCUCAGGCUCUCAUAAACAUGGCCAGACACUUUCCCUUUACAUGUAUUGGAAGUACAAAUAUAUUUUAAUGCUGUAUCCAACAUACAUAAGCCAACAAACAGAUAAAACACCUAAUGUAAGAAGCAACUGUAUUUGAAAGUACUGUUUUAUAAAUGAAAACCCACACUGCCAUUUGUUGUAUUGAAAUCUAAGCCAAUAAAGCUUUAAAUAUC
This is a messenger RNA of Pseudoliparis swirei, 3081 nucleotides long. RefSeq names its product actin-binding LIM protein 1-like. The transcript has 24 exons. Bases 105 to 2174 code for a protein of 689 amino acids. NCBI's taxonomy places the organism in Eukaryota, Metazoa, Chordata, Actinopteri, Perciformes, Liparidae. The record is from RefSeq and is a predicted model, not a curated record. Gene Ontology annotation, biological process: cilium assembly; cytoskeleton organization; lamellipodium assembly. Gene Ontology annotation, molecular function: actin filament binding. Gene Ontology annotation, cellular component: stress fiber; actin cytoskeleton.